AUGAUAGACUGUGGGUUCAACGAUGUUCGAGGUCGUAGCAAUGGUCUUGCACAGCAACACAGCACUGCUAUCCCACGGAGUCAGAACGGUGCUCACACAACACUGCACUUUUCACAGAAGAAGGCAGGCAAUGACUCAUGCUGUGGUGGGGGUGGGGAAGAAGGAUCAGCGGGGAGAGGACGUGGGAGCUUAAGCGAGUUCACAAAGAUUGCAUCCCAAGGUGCUGAAGCAAUGGGAUAUGGAAGUAAGGGGCUUUUGUAUGAAAUUCGGGAGGAACCAAACCGUACGUGGGGUUUGGAGAGCAACGGUGUCCACACAGGGAUGAUGGGUCAGCUUCAGCGGGAAGAGGCUGACUUCUGUACUAUUGCAGCACCGACUCCGCAGCGACUAGCAGUUGUUGACUACAUGAGGGGAUAUCCCUCUGAUUACAUGACUGUUAUUUCCCUAAAGCCUAGCAUCCUUCCUCAACAUAUGGCACUGAUAAGGCCUUUUUCUGAAAUAGUGUGGAUUGGAGUAUUAACAUGCGUCUUCAUGCUUGGCUUCACAAUGUGGUUGCUCCAGAAACUAUUCAGGUGGUUCGUGCACGGUUCAAAUGUUCCCCUCCAUAGAACGGUUAUGUACAGCUGGGGAGCCUUAUUAGAACAACCUCCUUCCGACCCUUCCAUCAGCGUCUCCGGCCAGUUAUUAGUGGGUUGGUGGCUGAUGUUUUGCCUUAUUGUGUCAACGGGAUUCAGAUCUUCUUUGAUUGCGCAUCUCACCGUUCAAGGAAAAACUCAACCACCGAAAACCAUGAAAGAUUUAGUGGAGGCAGACAACUGGAAAUGGUCCACUGAACCAUGGCUGUUGAAGGGCGUUCCUCAUGAAUAUUUCUCAAGACAUCCUGAUCCUGUUGUUCAGAAAAUAUAUGAGGAAAUGGAGUUGCUGAGCACAGAAGAAGCUGUUAAGAGAGUAAUGAAGGGAAGAUUUGCCAUGAUCAUCUAUGAGAAUUACAUGGCACCGAUCAUCGCGACCCGCUACACAGACUCACUUGGACGCACCCCAUUUUACAUAAGCAAGGAAAGUUUCCCCAUCAUGGCUGCAUUUGGAUGGGGAUUCAGGAAAGGUGCUCCAUUUUUUCGUCGCAUGAACCAAAUGCUAAAUAGUUUGCGAGACGCAGGCAUUAUAACCUACUGGACUAAAGAAGUAAUCGCUCAAAGAAUUAGAGAGGAAAGAGAAAAAAGAAGAACUGAAACUUAUGACAUUCUGACUGAUUUCCAAAAGGAGGACGACAGCGUAAUAGCACUCGGAAUACAACACCUUCAAGGGGCAUUCAUUCUUCUUGGGAUCGGUAGUGUUGUAGCAAUGCUGUCUUUCAUUGUGGAGUUUAUUGCUGUGUCUUUGCAGAAUCCUUGA
Molecule: messenger RNA, 1392 nt
Organism: Scylla paramamosain (green mud crab)
Lineage: Eukaryota; Metazoa; Arthropoda; Malacostraca; Decapoda; Portunidae
Product: probable glutamate receptor
Exons: 9
Coding region: 1-1392 (463 amino acids)
Cellular component (GO): membrane
Molecular function (GO): ligand-gated monoatomic ion channel activity
Source: RefSeq, a predicted model, not a curated record